AUACUACGCCGUAUGCUUCUGAACUUCCCCUUCGCUCAAUCUCUCGUCGCUUCUUUCUCUGAACAUCCAGCGCUCCCUCCUACUAUCCUGCUUCUCUCGCUUAAGGUGUGAUGGGUCGUUUAAGCAGGACCGUUUAUGUUGGCAAUCUCCCUGAAGAUACCCGGGAGAGAGAAGUUGAAGAUUUGUUUUACAAGUAUGGGCAUAUUGUUGACAUUGAUUUGAAAAUUCCAUCAAGACCACCAGGUUAUGCGUUUGUAGAGUUUGAAGAUCCUCGUGAUGCUGAGGAUGCUAUUCGUGGUCGUGAUGGUUAUAGCUUUGAUGGGCAUCGCUUGCGGGUUGAACUAGCACAUGGUGGACGAGGGUCUUCAUCAUAUGAUCACAAAAGCACCUAUAGUGGUGCGAGUCGUGGUGGAGUUUCAAGACGCUCAGAAUAUCGGGUUCUGGUUACUGGGCUUCCUUCUUCUGCCUCAUGGCAGGAUCUGAAGGAUCACAUGCGCCGAGCUGGAGAUGUCUGUUUUUCUCAAGUUUAUCGUGAACGGGAUGGCAUGAGAGGAAUUGUGGACUAUACAAACUAUGAUGACAUGAAGUAUGCGAUAAAGAAACUGGAUGACACUCUAUUCAAAAAUCAGUACUCCCGUGCUUACAUACGGGUUGAGAAAUAUGAUAGCAAACUAAGCUACUCCGGGAGUCCUAAUCCAUAUUACUCUAGGAGCAGAAAUUACUCAAGAAGCCGGAGUCCCAAACGCCAUAGCAGCGAGAGCAGAAGUGUAUCCCCAAGGGAUAAAUCAGUAUCUAGAUCACGGUCGAGGUCUAUAUCUCCUGUCCGUUCUAUUUCAAGAUCUGUGUCAAGAUCUAAAUCUCCAGCAUCACCUGCUCAGGGGAAGAAACAUGCUGCAACGAGUAGAGAGCCCAGCCCCCGCCGAAGCCGAAGUAGGAGCCUAUCUCAUCCCCAUUCUGUGAGUAGAGAGCCCAGCCCCAGCCGAAGUCGAAGUCGAAGUGGGAGCCUGUCUCAUCCCCAUUCUGAGAGAUCUGUUUGAAGUUGAGAUCUGAAGGCUAGUAGAAUAGAUGUCAAAACGACGAGGAUUUUGUGGUGUUUAAAGUGCUUGAAACUUGAUUAGUGACCUGUGGCUGGCAGAAACUCUCUCUAGUACUGCCUACAAUAGAAUUUAUGGAGUUAUAUAUAUUGAUGUUGAAAAUAUAGAUUCAAAGUUGGGGAUUUGGCGAUUUUGUAGAAUUUGUGGAUUUUAUGGUCACACUAUACUAUUAUUACUAUUGAGUUUUCAUAUAUA
Ipomoea nil (Japanese morning glory) is the source of this 1289-nucleotide messenger RNA. Its product is annotated as serine/arginine-rich splicing factor SR30-like. Gene Ontology annotation, molecular function: mRNA binding. Bases 111 to 1037 code for a protein of 308 amino acids. Gene Ontology annotation, cellular component: ribonucleoprotein complex; nucleus; cytoplasm. The record is from RefSeq and is a predicted model, not a curated record. The transcript has 15 exons. Lineage: Eukaryota; Viridiplantae; Streptophyta; Magnoliopsida; Solanales; Convolvulaceae.